Leguminivora glycinivorella is the source of this 2630-nucleotide messenger RNA. Its product is annotated as organic cation transporter protein-like. Lineage: Eukaryota; Metazoa; Arthropoda; Insecta; Lepidoptera; Tortricidae. Gene Ontology annotation, molecular function: transmembrane transporter activity. The record is from RefSeq and is a predicted model, not a curated record. The transcript is spliced from 6 exons. The coding region runs from base 899 to 2494 and encodes 531 amino acids. Gene Ontology annotation, cellular component: membrane. Gene Ontology annotation, biological process: transmembrane transport.
UUUAGUCAUUAAGGAUUGCGAACUGAUAACCGGUACACGCGUACACAUUCAACUACUGUUUUACAAUAAUGACUUCAUAUAUUAUUUAUUUAAUCCAAAAGUAACACAGCAUUACAAUUUACACUGAGGCACUGAGAAACUACAGAAUAAAAUACAAUACACAAUCAGAACAAUAACAACAGAAUAUAUCAAAAUGUGUAUGUGUAAAUUGUGUGUGAAAGUUCAAAUUUGACCAAAAUGUUUGUGUGCGGUGGAUAAAAAUUGUGACUUUAAACCUCAACUUUGAUGUUAAUAAAUAGAACACAAUAACAUAAGAUUUACAAUAAAUGUGGAUGAAUGGGGUCAGUAAUAUCAUACACAGAUAGAGGUUAAAAGGGCAAGAUUAAGUUCGAUAACAUCUUUCGAUAUUUUGUCGUUAACAAGAACGAUUAGUGUGGUUCGUGUGUUUAUAGAACAAAGUGUUUAAAAACUGUGUCUCUAGAAAACAAUUUCACAAAGUACACAUUCAAAUUAUAAUUCAGUAUUUGGCAAACUUAAGUCUUAAAACGAACAAAGGAUUUCACGGAAUACGGAACAAAGGAUUUCAAAACUGUGUUUUUAGGACAUCAUUAGAUCAAAGUCUACUAAAAUCCAAUUAGGACAAUCUUUUUUCUACUAAAAUUCAAAACAAACAGUCGAUAACCUCAUUUGACAUUUGGUUAAUGUGGCCAUCAAUGUAUGCACAAAAAAAGAAAAACAAAAACAUUAAUAAAUAUUAUACGGACAAUCGGAUUGGCUAAGUCUCACGAAGCAAAAAAGGUUGUCUUCAGCUCCACGAAAUUGUAAAUUCAAAUAAAGAAUAAGAUGACUGAACUGAACAUCAUUGACCUUUUUGAUAUUUGGUCAAAUUGAAGCAAAGAUGAGUGAAGAUAAAAGGAGUAUGAACUUGGACCGGAUCUUGGUGGAAGAAGUGGGGCAAUGGGGAAGGUUCCAGCUGAAAGCCGUGGUGCUGUGUGCCCUGGUAGCCAUCAUGGGUGGACUGCAGUGCUAUGUGUACCUGUUCACUGUUGUCAAGGUCAAAACAAGAUGCCUCAUCCCUGAGUGUGAGGCGGGGGACCCUGUGUUCUCCCCGCCAUGGCUCCCGCACGCGGUGCCACCGUCCGGCAACUCCUUCGACAGCUGCCACCGCUUUCCGGCGAGGACAGGGAACACCUCUGAUUCCUGUCCUGCUGAUUGGUUCAUUACGAACGAGUCGGUUAGGUGCGAGGAGUACGUUUAUGAGCACAAAAACUCCGCUUACUAUGAGUUCGGCUUGGCUUGCGAUGAAUGGCUGCCCACCCUCGUAGGCUCUGUGCGCACGGUGGGCUACAUGCUCUGCCUACCCAUCAUGGGACUAGUCACAGACCGAUGGGGCCGCAGACUUGCCCUCUCUCUUGCAGCGUUUUAUGUGGCUUGUGUUGGCUCCUCGACUUAUUUUGCUGGAUCGUACAUGAGCUAUAUAACGUUGUCGUUUGCGGAGCAACUGAUAGGAGCGUGGGUUUUCCCGUGUUCUUAUGUUCUAGCUGUGGAAUACGUCGGACCAAAGUACCGAAUGUUCACUGGUGCUACUAUCAGCACAAGCCUUGCAGUUGGAGAAAUCCUUAUAGGAUUCAUGGCCUGGUUGCAGCCUUAUUGGAGACACCUGAUCCUUAUUCUCUACAUGCCUGAGUUUAUCUUCAUCACCUAUAUCUGGAUCGCACCGGAAUCCGUUCGUUGGUUAAUAAGCAAAGGCCGCUACGAAGAAGCUUUGACCAUCUUGGAAAAAGCAGCUAAAACUAAUGGGAAAGUUCUAUCAGAGAAAACUUUAAAAGAAUUUUCGGACGUAAAACCAAUUGAGAGUAAAGAGAAAGCUUCGGAGCCUUGGUUAAUUUGUCAGAUUUUCAAGCAUAAGACGAUAUUGUUGCGUUGCUUGAUAACUCCGAUAUGGUGGUUGACGUCCAUUUUGAUGUACUACGGGCUGACGAUAGCGUCGGUGGGCAUCUCGGGCGACAAGUACGUGAACUACACGGCGUCGGUGGCCGUGCAGGUGCCGGGCUACUGGGCCGCCGUGCUGCUCAUGGACAGGAUCGGGAGGAAGGCUCUGGUCUCGACGGGAUUCUUGAUUAGUGGAGCUUGUCAGAUCGCCUUUAUAUUUGUCCCGGGAGGGAAUUACUGGCUGUCCCUCUCAGUGUACCUGAUCGGGAAGAUGUGUAUCGCUGGCGUGACGACGUCGCUCUACGUGUAUACCGCGGAGCUGUACCCCACGAGGUACAGGACCAGUCUGCUGGCGUACUCCUCCAUGAUAGGAAGGGUGGGGGGGAUCUUGGCUCCGCUGAUGCCGGGACUAGCAGCAGUGGUGUGGGAGCAGCUCCCGUUCGUGGUGUUCGGCGCGCUGGCACUAGUCUCUGGAAUGCUGGUGCUGCUGGCGCCCGAGACGCUCGGCGCUCCGCUGCCGGACUCCAUGGAGGAGGCCGCCGACCUCGGCAGGCGGCAGUAGUGUGGGGGCAGCUUCCGUUCGUGGUGGCCUCCAUGGAGGACACCGCAGAACUUGCCACUACCAGCCGUUUCACUUUGUGUGGCAGUAGGAGAAAAAGUUAUAAUGUUAAUUGAUAAAUAUUUUUUUUGCGCCUUAA